CAGAGUCGGUGCUGUGGAAGAAGACGUGGUUGAAAGAAUUAUCUGCUGUGAAGUUUGCGAGAAAAUAAAUUGCCAUGGAUCUCGUCGAACCUGCCGCGGAAAACCAAGGACAAAUGGUGAAAGACGAGCUGGCAGAGAAAUGUCAGAAAUUGUUUCAGGCGUUCCUGGAAGAAUUCCAAAACAGCGACGGUGAACUGAAGUAUCAGCGCGACGCGGAGGAGUUGAUUCGGCCAGAGAGGAACACGCUGCUGGUGAGCUACACCGACUUGGAGGGCUUCAACCAGGAACUCGCCACUACCAUACAGGAGGAGUUUUAUAGAGUUUAUCCCCACCUGUGCCGCGCUGUGAGGAACUUCGCCAGAGACCAUGGCAAUGUCCCCCCAUCCAAGGAGUUCUAUUUGGCCAUCCAGGAUCUGCCCACCAGGCAUAAGAUCCGCGAGCUGACCACGGUGCGCAUCGGGGCACUGUCGCGGAUCAGCGGGCAGGUGGUGCGUACCCACCCCGUCCACCCGGAGCUGGUGAGCGGCACCUUCCUGUGCCUGGACUGCCAGGCGCUCAUCAAGGACGUGGAGCAGCAGUUCAAGUACACCCAGCCCAGCAUCUGCCGCAACCCCGUCUGCAACAACCGCAAGCGCUUCAUGCUCGACACCAACAAGUCCAAAUUUGUGGACUUCCAGAAGGUGCGUAUCCAGGAGACGCAGGCGGAGUUGCCGCGUGGCUCCAUCCCGCGCACCAUGGAUAUCAUCCUGCGCGCCGAGGCCGUGGAGUCCGCCCAGGCCGGGGACAAGUGCGACUUCAUCGGAUCACUCAUCGUCAUCCCCGACGUCGCACAGCUCGCCACCCCAGGUGUUCGUGCUGAGACUAGCGCUCGCACGGCGGGCACUCAGGGCUAUGAGAAUGAGGGCCUGCGCGGGCUGAAGGCGCUGGGCGUGCGGGAGCUGACCUACAAGCUGGCGUUCCUGGCAUGCCACGUGGCACCCACCAACCCCAGGUUUGGUGGGAAGGAGAUCCGUGAGGAGGAGCAGACUGCGGAGGGCAUCAAGAACCAGAUGUCGGUCAAGGAGUGGGAGAAGGUGUUUGAGAUGAGCCAGGACAAGAACCUGUACCACAACCUCUGCACCAGCCUCUUCCCAACCAUACACGGUAAUGACGAGGUGAAGCGUGGCAUUCUGCUCAUGUUGUUCGGCGGCGUGCCCAAGACCACGAUGGAGGGCACCUCCCUCAGAGGAGACGUCAACGUCUGCGUCGUGGGAGACCCCAGCACAGCCAAGAGCCAGUUCCUCAAGCAUGUUGAGGAGUUCAGUCCCAGGGCGGUGUACACCAGUGGGAAGGCGUCCAGUGCGGCUGGUCUGACGGCAGCCGUGGUGCGGGAUGAGGAGUCCCAUGAGUUCGUCAUCGAGGCCGGAGCACUCAUGCUGGCAGACAAUGGUGUGUGCUGCAUCGACGAGUUUGACAAGAUGGAAGUUCGAGACCAGGUGGCCAUCCAUGAAGCCAUGGAGCAGCAGACCAUCUCCAUCACCAAAGCAGGAGUCAAGGCCACGCUGAACGCCCGCACCUCCAUCCUGGCGGCUGCCAACCCAGUGGGGGGCCGCUACGACCGCGCCAAGUCCCUUAAGCAGAACGUCAACCUCACCGCUCCCAUCAUGUCCCGCUUCGACCUCUUCUUCAUCCUGGUGGACGACUGCAACGAGGUUACUGAUUACGCCAUCGCCAGACGUAUAGUUGACCUCCACUCCCGGAUUGAGGAGUCCAUCGACCGAGUCUACACCUUGGAUGAGAUCCGAAGAUACUUGCUCUUUGCCAGGCAAUUUAAACCAAAGAUCUCUCAGGAGUCCCAGGACUUCAUCGUGGAGCAGUACAAGCGGCUGCGUCAGCGGGACGGCUCUGGUGUCACCAAGUCGGCGUGGCGCAUCACCGUGCGACAGCUGGAGAGCAUGAUCCGUCUGUCUGAGGCCAUGUCACGCAUGCACUGUUGCGACGAGGUUCAGCCGAAGCACGUGAAGGAGGCCUUCAGGCUGCUCAACAAGUCCAUCAUCAGGGUGGAGACUCCAGACGUGAACCUGGACCAGGAUGAGGAGGAGGAGGCCGCCAUGGAGGAGGAAGAGGAGGAGGGAGGCCAGAUCAACGGUCAUGUACCCAACGGAGGUAUAAACGGACACGGCGACGGCCCCCACGUGAACGGAGUCAACGGAGUCAACGGCAUCAACGGCCAUGGGGACGGUGUGAACGGACAUGGUGACAGCUCGGAGAAACGUGCCAAGCCCGCCAUGCGCCUCUCCUUCGCCGAGUACAGACGCAUCUCUAACCUGCUAGUGUUGCACCUGCGCCGUGCUGAGGAAGAAGAGGAUGAAGCCGGGCUGAAGAAGAGUGAAGUGGUGAACUGGUACCUGAAGGAGAUAGAGUCGGAGAUCGACUCGGAGGAAGAGCUGAUCAACAAGAAGGCCCUCAUCGAGAAGGUCAUCCACAGACUGGUGCAUUAUGACUACGUGCUAAUCGAGCUGUCUCAGUCUGGCCUGAAGGGCUCCUCGGAGGCCUCUACCCCCGCGGAAGGGGAGGUGAUGCUGGUGGUGAACCCCAACUACACGCUGGAGGACUAAACGCACAAGAUCAGCCCCGCUGCACUCACUGGACUAAAACUGUGGCUAGAUCUGGAACUCUGCUACGGUGGACCAUUUUAAGAGUUUUUAUCCUUGGCGUAAAUGCCAAGUGGGUCUUUUUGGUAAACUUCUAUACCAUGUGCGAUUUGAAACUCGACUUGUGUCAAGUGGGUUGUAGUACAACUCCAUACCAGUUGUGAAUCUGAAAGCGACCUUUGUAAAUUUGUUUAAACGUUAAAUGAUGAAGGCUGAGGAGGGAGUUGUUUUUAUUGUCUUUUAAUUUUGUCCAGACAAAAAGAAAAUCAAAUGUCAUGUUUUUACUGUUAUGGAAUGACUAUUUCCCUUUCUUCGUGGCAAUCUUAUGGAUGGAUUUCUUGAAAGGAUACUUAAAUGAAAGUAGCCAGUUUUGUAAAUACACUGCUUUGAUUUCUACAAAGCAUUUCAGACCCUGUUCGUGGUGUUUUUUGGACCAUUUUAUUUUACAAAAAAAAAAAACUUGUAUUGCUCUUUAUCAUGUUAUGUUCAUGUAGCUCUUGAGAAACCAUAUUCUUUUAAAAUAAAUAUUGCUCACACUUCUCUA
Messenger RNA from Engraulis encrasicolus (European anchovy), 3177 nucleotides. RefSeq names its product minichromosome maintenance complex component 6 (gene mcm6). Gene Ontology annotation, cellular component: nucleus; MCM complex. Gene Ontology annotation, molecular function: ATP binding; single-stranded 3'-5' DNA helicase activity; single-stranded DNA binding. Lineage: Eukaryota; Metazoa; Chordata; Actinopteri; Clupeiformes; Engraulidae. Gene Ontology annotation, biological process: DNA replication initiation; double-strand break repair via break-induced replication; mitotic DNA replication. The record is from RefSeq and is a predicted model, not a curated record. Bases 75 to 2597 code for a protein of 840 amino acids. The transcript has 17 exons.